This is a messenger RNA of Nanorana parkeri, 2648 nucleotides long. It is a transcript of the gene JPH2, whose product is annotated as junctophilin 2. The transcript has 6 exons. Bases 36 to 2294 code for a protein of 752 amino acids. Gene Ontology annotation, cellular component: sarcoplasmic reticulum; plasma membrane; endoplasmic reticulum membrane. The record is from RefSeq and is a predicted model, not a curated record. Lineage: Eukaryota; Metazoa; Chordata; Amphibia; Anura; Dicroglossidae.
UUUUUAGCUUUUUUUUUUUUGCAUUUCAAGUCAGCAUGAGCGGAGGUCGGUUUGACUUCGACGACGGAGGGGCAUACUGCGGGGGGUGGGAAGGUGGUAAAGCCCAUGGCCAUGGAAUCUGCACAGGGCCGAAAGGCCAAGGAGAGUACUCGGGGUCCUGGAAUUACGGGUUCGAGGUGGUAGGCAUCUACACCUGGCCAAGUGGUAACAUGUACGAAGGAUACUGGUCGCAAGGGAAAAGACACGGCUUGGGAGUGGAAACCAAAGGACACUGGGUGUACAAAGGCGAAUGGACUCAUGGAUUUAAAGGAAGGUAUGGAGUCCGGCAGAGUAUGAGCAGCGGGGCAAAGUAUGAAGGAACGUGGCAGAGUGGCCUACAAGAUGGAUAUGGUACUGAAACGUAUGCAGAUGGAGGAACCUACCAGGGUCAGUUUGGAAAUGGAAUCCGUGAAGGCUAUGGUGUACGUCAGAGUGUUCCAUAUGGAAUGGCAGCAACUGUCCGAAAUCCCUUACGCACCUCAUUGACCUCCCUCCGCAGUGAACACAGCAAUGGCACAUUGGCUCAACACGACGCUACGUCCCCUUCACCUGAUAACAUUGUGUGCUCCACCAUCACCAGAGGAGGCUUCGCUCUCUCCCUCUACGCGGACCCCGAAGUUCUCAAGGCUCAAAAGAAAGGCAUCUUCAGGAGAGGGUCUCUUCUGGGUAAACUGAGGAAAUCUGAAUCUAAGACCUCACUUUCCUCCCAGAGAAGUAAGCUGAGCUUUCUGAAAAGUGUGGGUGGGAUGAGCUCCGGAGCUAGUGAUGCCACCUCAACUGUGAGCUUUGGUGAUGGAACGGAAGGAGAAGAAUUUCCACCAGUUGAAGCAGAUAUUGAUGCCACCACCACCGAGACCUACAUGGGCGAGUGGAAGAAAGACAAGAGGUCUGGGUUUGGGAUCAGCGAGCGCUCCAGUGGGCUGAAGUACGAAGGAGAAUGGCUGGACAACCUGAGACAUGGCUAUGGGUGUACCACCUUUCCAGAUGGAUCAAAGGAAGAAGGAAAAUACAGGAAUAAUGUUUUAAUCAAAGGGAUGAAGAAGAGAGUGAUCCCCUUAAAGAGUGCCAAGAUCAGGCAGAAAGUGGACAGAAGUAUUGAAGGGGCCCAGAGAGCGGCGGCCAUAGCAAGACAGAAAUCGGAGAUUGCUGCGUCAAGGACUACACAUGCCAAAGCCAAAGCAGACGGAGCAGAACAGGCGGCCCAGGCAGCUAAUAAUGAGUCCACCAUUGCAAGGAUGAUGGCAAGAGAGCUCUCCCCGGACUUCUACCAGCCAGGCCCAGAGUAUAUCAAGAGAAAACUGAUGCAGGAAAUUAUCGAAAAUGCUGAACCCAUGGAGAUAAGAGAGCAACCAACUGCAACCAAGGAACAGCCAGUUCAAACACCUCGUGAGAGCCCUCAGCUCCCUGAAAACCAACCCUCCUCUCAAGAUGUUUCCCCACUACGAACCCCAUCCCCUGCACCUGGGACACCACCUGAAGCCAAGAAACUUAAAACAAGCUCGCAGAAGGAAAGGCUGAUUACUGCUAGAAACUGGAAUGGAGACAGACGUGGUGGAAGCCAAUCCGCCAGCCCAUCCAGCAGCCCAACCAAGACAAGCAACAGAGCUGACUUGAACAGAAAAUAUGAGAACCAGAUGAAACCACUUCAGAGGUUGGACAAAAAGCCAUCCGAUUUGGAUGUUGAGUUCCAUAAAGGCUAUCACAGCUAUGCUGUGCGGACCUCCCCAGUGAAUCCUCCACUGGACUCAGAAGAAAAAGCAUUCCCACCACCACAAGCUGCAACACCAGAUUUGAAAGAGGUGUCGAAAGAUGUUCUACCAUCUCAAAAAGUCCAAGAAAAGAAGACCGCUGUAGAGUCCAUCAAGAAAGUUAAGCUGAGUGAAGAGAAUAAGGAAGUGAAAGUGGAAAAGCCAAGUGUUGAAGCUAAAACGGAGACCAAGAUUGUCCAAAAAGCUGAGCCUAAGACUGUCCAGAAAACUGAACCAAAGGUUGUUCAGAAACCGGCUCCCCCAAAAGCGGAACCCAAAGCGGUGGCCAAACCCGCUCCCCCAAAAUCAGAACCCAAACCUGCAACCAAGACCGAGUCCAAGGCGUUGGUUAAGUUUGACACCAAAAGCAUAAUUAGGAAGGGUGCCAAAGCUGAGCCAGCUGCCAAAGUAGAAGAAAUUGAAGAGAGACCAGAUACGAUCAUGAUAUGCAUGGUCAUUUUAUUGAAUAUCGGCCUUUCCAUCUUAUUUGUACAUCUACUGACAUGAAGAAUUAGAGAAUUUUACAUUGUGAACCCAUGGAUUGCUCCCACCAGCCCUCCUGACAAGAUGAAGAGCUGUCAGGAGAGGAGGCGUCUUUCGCCUUGACGGGCUCCCAUGAAGCCGGGAGACAAUCGACGUAUCUUUCACUGAACCUUAUUUGCCUGUUGUAUAUAAAGCGAUGAUAGCAAGUGGAUUUCGACCGGCGUCAGCCGUCACAGUGCACUGGAAUGUUAAACCGAUCUUGUUUGAAAACGAAAGAAUGUAGCGUUGAGCUCUAUCCUUAUGAUGUAAAAAUUUAAAAAAUUACAAAAAUACAAAAAAAAUUAAAUGUUAAACUUCCGACAAAUUACCCUCGGGGGU